Molecule: messenger RNA, 4131 nt
Organism: Hyaena hyaena (striped hyena)
Lineage: Eukaryota; Metazoa; Chordata; Mammalia; Carnivora; Hyaenidae
Gene: SELENON
Product: selenoprotein N
Exons: 13
Biological process (GO): calcium ion homeostasis; skeletal muscle fiber development
Cellular component (GO): endoplasmic reticulum membrane
Molecular function (GO): calcium ion binding
Source: RefSeq, a predicted model, not a curated record
UUCUGAAACCGGUUCCCCCAGGAGCACGGAGAGAGCAGGGGCCUCCUGCCUCGGGCCAAGCUCUGCUGGGCCCUGGGCCCCUUCCGGGAGCGGGAGCGAGCUGCGCGGGAGAUUUCAAGACCCCCCCGGGCUCCUCCUCUGACCUCUGCUCCCACACCUCCUCCCCUCUGCCCAGCAGGUCCCGCUGUGCCCCUGAAAACAGCAGCUGCUUCCUAAGACGGCCCUUGUCCUUUGCCAGCACGUGCAGAACCAAGGCUGUUUUCCGGCCCUGGGGGCCUUCUCUUUACUCUCUGGAAUCUUCUGGAUCUGUGGCAGGGUCCUCCUCCAAGCAUGCCAAGGGUUGUUCUCUAGAAAAAUCACUCCUGUGGCCAUGCGACGUGCAGCAGAGGGGAGAGUGGCUGGCAAGUCACAGUCCUGCCUUGCCGGCGCCAAGGGGCCACCAGCCCCACAAGCCCAGGGAUUUCUUCCACACCCCAAAGGGCUGGGAGGGCCUCUUCUGACAGGAGUCAGCACUGAAGUCCCUGGGGACAGAAGGCCUCUUUCUCUUUUCCUCCUUGGACACAGACCGGGAUAUGUACAUCAGCCCAGAGGAGUUCAAGCCCAUUGCUGAGAAGCUGACAGGCUCAACCCCGGCCGCCAGCUAUGAGGAAGAGGAGCUGCCUCUUGACCCCAGUGAGGAGACGCUCACCAUCGAAGCCCGAUUCCAGCCUCUGAUCCCAGAGUCCAUGACCAAGAGCAAAGAUGGGUUCCUGGGGGUCUCCCGCCUGGCCCUGUCCGGCCUCCGCAACUGGACUGCUGCGGCCUUGCCGAGCGCAGUGUUUGCUGCCCGACACUUCCGGCCCUUCCUUCCUCCUCGGGGCCACGUGGAGCUGGGGGAGCCAUGGUGGAUCAUCCCCAGUGAGCUGAGCGUCUUCACUGGCUAUUUAUCUAACAACCGCUUCUACCCACCACCGCCCAAGGGCAAAGAGGUCAUCAUCCACCGGCUCCUGAGCAUGUUCCACCCUCGACCCUUUGUGAAAACCCGCUUUGCCCCUCAGGGGGCUGUCGCCUGCCUGACCGCCAUCAGUGACUUCUACUACACUGUGAUGUUCCGGAUCCACGCCGAGUUCCAGCUCAGCGAGCCGCCUGACUUCCCCUUCUGGUUCUCGCCUGGCCAGUUCACCGGCCACAUCAUCCUCUCCAAAGAUGCCACUCACGUCCGGGACUUCCGGCUCUUCGUGCCCAACCACAGGUCUCUGAAUGUGGACAUGGAGUGGCUGUACGGGGCCAGUGAGAGCAGCAACAUGGAGGUGGACAUUGGCUACAUCCCCCAGAUGGAGCUGGAGGCUGUGGGCCCGUCGGUGCCUUCUGUGAUCCUGGACGAGGAUGGCAACGUGAUUGACAGCCGCCCACCGUCAGGGGAGCCCCUCCAGUUUGUCUUUGAGGAGAUCGAGUGGCAGCAGGAGCUGAGCUGGGAGGAGGCUGCCCGGCGCCUGGAGGUGGCCAUGUACCCCUUCAAGAAGGUCACCUAUCUGCCAUUCACUGAGGCCUUCGACCAAGCCAAGGCCAAGAACAAGCUGGUGCACUCAAUUCUGCUGUGGGGCGCCCUGGAUGACCAGUCCUGCUGAGGUUCAGGGCGGACUCUCCGGGAGACUGUCCUGGAAAGUUCGCCCAUCCUCGCCCUCCUCAAUGAGAGCUUCAUCAGCACUUGGUCCCUGGUGAGGGAGCUAGAAGACAUGCAGAACAACCAGGAGAACCCGUCCCACAAGAAGCUGGCCGACCUGCACUUGGAGAAGUACAGCUUCCCCGUGGAGAUGAUGAUCUGCCUGCCCAACGGCACCGUGGUCCACCACAUCAAUGCCAACUACUUCUUGGACAUCACCUCCAUGAAGCCUGAGGAUGUUGAGAACAACGUCUUCAGCUUCUCGUCCACCUUUGAAGACCCGUCCACGGCCACCUACAUGCAGUUCCUGAAGGAAGGCCUUCGGCGCGGCCUGCCCCUCCUCCAGCCCUAGUGCGGCCUCAGGCCAUGAGACGCCAGGCUGGACGGGGCGGGGGAGCUGAAGCAAAGGCCUCCGACACUGAAGGCUCCGAGCCAGCGGUCCUGGCACAUUUCAAGCUUCGGGCACCCCCACCCCUGCCACUGCCAGGCUGCCUGUGCGGUUGGAGGUCAGUGAAGGGUUAGACAAGGGGGUGCCUGGGGCGACUGGACGGAUGAACCUCUGACCCCAGCUGCCGCCAUUAGCCCUUUACUGCCUGCGUGGUUCCAGAAGCUGCUCAGGACACCGAAAACGGACGUCAGGUCAUCUCCCUGGACCUCACCCACUCAGGCACACAGCCCAGGUUCCUGUGGGGUAAAGAUCAGGGAGGAGUGGUGCCAGGAAGACGGGGCCUCCCCUCUCUCCUUGCAUUCACCGCCUCCCCUAAGAAAGGUCAGAAAGGCCUCGGACUGGGGGCUGGGGAGGGGUUGCCAGGGAAGCACUCUUGUUUGUCUGGAACCUUCUUCCUGGCUGCCCUCCUAUGCCUGGUGCCCCCAGUGGGGUCAGUUUCAGCUGGAGACCGCCUUCUGGAGGCUCAGGGGAAAACCCUCCAGAAGAAGUCCCUGCGCCCCAGACCUCGGCUCUCCAGACGGCUCAGUCCAACCUAAUGAUAGGGCCCCAGCACCUGUUUGGGGACUUGCUGGAGGCUGCCUGGGGCGGUUCACUGCGAAGGAGGCUUCUGCUUCUAGCAAGGGAGUCCACUGAGGGCUUCCUGAGGCCCAGGGCCCAGGCACCCGCAGCGUCCGCCCAGCAGGGGUCACAGUAGGACUACUGGAGCCGGCCCCGGGCCCCUCGGACCCCAGCUCCACGGAAGUGUAGCUCAGCCAAAGACAGCAGCUCCCCCAGAGCCGUCAGGGCAGCCCCGCCCCACGCACCCCACCAAAUGGCUGCUGGCCUUCCCUGGCCUCUCUGAAGGCCUCAGUCUCCGUCCCAAGCCACUGACUACAGCCAGUCUUUUUUAUACAUGCAGUAAAGUGUUUUUAUAAGUCUUCUCACAGUUUGUAGAUAUUUUUGAUAACGCCAACACUGAGGAGAGAGAAGGGGCGGUGUCUUCCCCCCGCAGCAGCCCCAUGAUGGCUGGACCUGAAAUCCUUGAUGGGUCCAGCUUGAUGCCUUUGCAGCUGCGCCUGUGGGAAGAAAUAUUCCUCUCUUCCUUUCCUUCCAGCUUUUUAAAAAAGAAAGUCAUUGUACCCCCAGCCCUAUCCUUGUCUUCCCCUCAGGCCCAUGAGGGUCCCUGGGCUUUCAUUAAAGCCCUGGAGCCAAGGCUGCUUCCCAAGCCCUGGGGAGCUCACUCUUAAACCUGGAAAAGGAAGGCAGACACCUCCUUGGACACACUCCCAGGCCUCCCAUUUGCUGAAUUCCCCUGCCUGCCACUUAAGUAUCCAUACUGAGCCUUCCGUCGGUCUCUCUCUCUCUCUCUCUCUCUCGGGCACUCCUGUAACAUUACUUCUAUUUUCUUGUUUAAUCCUCACAAAGAACCUGUGAGGCAGAUAUUAAUCAUUCCCAUUUUGCAGAUGAAGAAACUGAGUCUCAGGGAAGUGUCGUGACUUACCCAAGGUCACUGAGUGGUACAGUUGAGACUCAGCCUGUGUCUUGACUUUGGUGUUUUGUUUUGCACUGAGCCCCCACCUCUCACCCCUGCCCGUUUUCACUGACAUGAAAAAGUUCAAACCAAAAUGUCUCACCCCCCUCUGAUCUCCAGACGAAAUGAACCAGCAAGCAAGCGCAGCCAAGUUCUUUGUUUCCUGGGAGGCAGUGCUUCUAUGCCCCUUAAAAGGGAGGGAGGGCACCGGAGUCUGUCUCAGUGCUGCCAGGCAUGGGUGGCGGUAGCCAGUCCCAUGAGCCACCCAGUGUCAGCACAGACUCCCGCCUCCCCACCCCACCCGGCAGGCUCUUCCCCUCCACACUGGCUCACCCCGCACUGAGAAAUCCUUGUCCCUUGUAAGGUGCUGAUUGCUCGGGCUUUCUCAUCUUCAUCCCAUACCUUUCCUGACCCCUCCCCCCUCCCACUGUGCCUUGAAGCUCAUGGUGGGGAGGGUCCUAGCUGCCCUCAUCACCCCUCUGCCACUUCUCUCCCCUGUCCACGUGUCCUAUAAUAAAAUCAGAAAGUCUA